AUGCCAACGACUUCAAGAAGAGGUCAAGGUCAGGACGUGGCUGCUGAUGCGGCAGCGAUCGCGGAGUGGAAUUCGAGGAAAUGGUAUGUCAGCAGUAGCGGUGUCCUCCCGGUCGUCCGAGGUUCACGUGUGCUUUGUGGGUGCGCAAUAAUUGGAACGGACGGACGGACAGGGACGAGGACCUUGCGCGGGGGUAUCACAUUGGAUGGGGUUGGGAUUGGCAGGGAGAACAAGAUGUACGGGUGGGAUAGGUUGAAGGGAAUGUGUUGUUCAUGUAUCUGCUGGAUGCUUGGAAGCACGGGUCGAAGGUCCGCUCGAACGCGUGCCGGCGGGGACGUCGGUCGCUCGAGUGUUGAAUGAGUCUCAUGGUGGAAGGCAAGCGGUCCAACUGCGGAGGUAGACGCGUCCUUGUCGGCCCUUAGACGCCGAUCACAUGCGACAAGACGAUCAAAAUAGUAUUUACAAUGGAGUGGAGCUAACUGACACUGGCUUGGCUUCUGCGACUCUUGUCGUGUGUGCAGGGUCUGGGUUGCGGACGCGACGCACGGAUACGUCGCUGGUUGGGUCAUCAAGGAUGAGGACGGGGUCUCGGCUGUCGCGAUCGAUUCGGGUGAAGCAGUAUGUCUACUCCACCCAUAUUCAGAUGAUCCGAAACAGCUACUGAUAGAUCCCCACCCUUUGUUGUACUCAGGUGCGCCAAGUUCCCUCCCUGGAUCUUUCGCGCGUGAACCCCCCGACGUUCGAAGGCGCGGACGAUAUCGCCGACUUGACCUACCUCAACGAAGCGAGCGUAGUACACAACCUCCGCACGCGCUACAUGAACGAUUCCAUCUACGUCCGUCCGGGUUGUCGUGAAACUGAAACACUUUUUGAAUUGAGCGAAUUCAAAGAGCUCCGGCUGACGAGAUCUCUUGAAACCUCGCGAUGGACAGACCUAUUCGGGCUUGUUCUUGGUCGCGGUCAAUCCGUAUCGGCCGUUAACGAUCUAUACACCCAAGAUUGUCGAGAGUAGGUCAUCAUCUUACCGUGGGAGGAUGAAGUUAGCACUGAUACUCACCCAUCGGAUUGUACGCUGCAGGCUAUAAGAACCGCCGAAGGGAUCAGAACCCGCCUCAUGUCUUUGCCGUCGCCGAAAAGGCAUGGCAGAACAUGAUCGCCCAUCGGGAUCAAUCUCAAAGUGUUCUCGUCACGUAAGUAUCGAGUCCCGACGGAGAGACUAUCGGACCCCAGAAUACUGACCAUCCCCCCACUCCCUCUCCCCACAGUGGAGAAUCCGGUGCCGGUAAAACGGAAAACACCAAGAAAGUAAUCCAAUACCUCGCCGCGAUCGCUGCGGACCCUUUACCCUCUUCCUCCUCCUUCGAUCUCUUGGCCCGACAAGCCCAAGUCGAAUCCCGAACGGUCGACCAAGCCACGGGUAAGAAACUGGGUCAAUUGGAAAGGCAAAUCUUGGAGGCGAACCCGAUCUUGGAGGCGUUCGGUAAUGCGCAAACGGUCAAGAAUAACAAUUCGUCACGAUUCGUGAGUCGGAGAUUGUCCAACAGACCGCAAGGGCGAAACGAAUGACCCAUGUUUCUCGUAUUUCUUUCGCUCCCAGGGCAAGUUUGUGCGCAUCUUUUUCAACUCGGUUGGCGCGAUCGCGGGGGCCAACAUCGAUUGGUACCUCUUGGAGAAAUCACGCGUCACCUCCCGCAGCGACAAGGAACGCUCCUUCCACAUCUUCUUCCAACUCUUGCGAGGCGCCGACUCGGGCUUGCGUCAACAGUUGCUCUUGAGCGGUCAAUCGAAGGAUUACGCUUACCUUGCAGGAGGACGUCAAGACGUCGAUGGCAUGGACGAUAAGCAAGAAUGGAGACUUUUGCGCAAGGCCCUUGAAACCGUUGGGUUCUCCGACGACGAACAACUUCGUCUCUUCCGCAUCAUCGCGGCGAUCUUGCAUUUGGGCAACAUUCAAAUCGAAGGUACGGACCAAGCCCAUCUCGUUGAUCGAACUCAACUCGAGAAGGUCUGCUUCCUCCUCGGACUCGACGAAACGCCUUUCAUGAACGCGCUCGUGAGACCUAAAGUCAAAGCAGGGAGGGAAUGGGUCGUCCAAGCUCGGUCGGCGAAACAAGUCCUCGAUGAAAUCGCGGCUUUGAGCAAGGCUUUGUAUGAGAAGAACUUUGGGGCGAUGGUCGAGAGGAUCAACGCUGCGCUGGGCAGACCUUCGACGAAGACUUUCAUUGGGGUGUUGGAUAUUGCGGGGUUUGAGAUCUUCGAGACGAACGGGUUCGAACAGCUUUGCAUCAAUUUGACCAACGAGGUGUGCAGGUGCAAAGCAUGCCAAUCAGGAACUUCAAGCUGUGGCUGAUCCCUAGGUGCUUUUUGGUGUCCUUUCCAGAAACUCCAACAAUUUUUCAACCACCACAUGUUCGUACUCGAGCAAGAUGAAUACUCGCGUGAGGAGAUCGCGUGGGAAUUCGUCAACUUUGGGUUGGAGCUUCAGCCGACGAUCGAUUUGAUCGAGUCCAACAACCCGAUGGGUAUUUUGAGUUGCUUGGAUGAUGCGUCCAUUAUGCCCAAGGCUAGUGACAAGUCGGUGAGUCGAGCCGGAUUGUGGAAUAUGUUUCGUGCGGUAGACACUGAUGAACUCCGUCGAUGCACGUUAGUUCACGGACAAAAUGACCGAACUGGCGACGCGAAAGCCCAUCUCGACGCAAUACACCAAUUUCACCCCCUCUCGCAUUGAACAAGGAUUCACUGUCUCCCACUACGCGGGCAAAGUCGAAUACCGUACCGAGGGCUGGCUCGAAAAGAACCGCGACCCCCUCAACGACAACAUCACUUCGCUCUUGUCCCACUCGUCGGACGCGUACGUUGGCGAACUGUUUGCUGAGUACGCCGAAGCCGAGAUUGUCGGGGGUGGUGCGGGUGAUCUGGCGCCGAGGAGUCGAGCUCGAAAGGGAGCGUUCAGGACCGUCGGUCAAAGGCACAAGGAACAACUGGCGAACCUGAUGGCUCAAUUGAAGGAGACGCAACCCCAUUUCAUCCGUUGCAUCGUCCCCAACCUCGCCAAAGCGCCCAGACAAAUCGACGUCCCCCUCGUGCUCGAUCAACUGCGUUGCAACGGUGUGCUCGAAGGUAUCCGUAUCGCCCGAUUAGGCUACCCUAAUCGUCUCCCCUUUUCCGAAUUCCGUCGUCGCUUCGAGCUCCUGGCCCCAGGUUUGAUCCCCAAAGGUUUCUUCGAUGGCGGACAAGCGUCCCAAACGAUCCUGCACCACCUAAAGCUCAGUCCCGAGUCCUACCGUCUCGGUUUGACCAAAGUGUUUUUCAAAGCCGGGAUCCUCGCCGAACUCGAAGAACGUCGUGACGAAUACCUCUCCGGCGUCGUCACUCGUAUCCAAGCGACCUGUCGUCGCUUCAUCGUUCAACGCCAAGCGAACAAGAUAUUGAACCGCGCGAAUGCGGUGAGGACGAUUCAGAGGAACGCGAGGGUCUAUAACGAGUUGAGGGCUUGGCCUUGGUGGGCUUUGUUUCAACGCGUACGGCCUCUGUUGGCGGCUGCUAGGAGUGAUGAUGAGAUGAGGAGGAAGGAGGAGGAGUUGAGCAAGACCAAGGAGGAGGCGGUCAAGGCUUUGCAAGAGAGGGAAAGGUUGGAGGAAGCUCAGCGUCGUCUCGAGGAGGAGCACAAGAAGACGGAAGCGGCGUUAAAGAAUGAACGGCUGGCCGUCGAGGAUCGAGAGUUGCAACUCCAACGAUCGAAGGAGAGGGAAAUCAAGCUGCAAGAAGCUUUGGCCGCAGCGGACGUGGAGAUCGAUACGAUCGAUCGACAGCUCGAACGAGCGAUGGUGGCCAAGACUCAAGCCGAACAACGCGUGGGGGAACUCAAUGCCGCGUAUGGGAAUCAGAACAAGUUGCUCGAGACAUUGCAGUCCGAACAGGCCGCUUGGAAGGCCAAGGAACAUGAAUGGGCGAGUCAAACGUCCGUCAAGACCGCUGAAUGGGAGGCGAUCAAGAAGGUUCGACGAGAGGCGGCUUCGAAGACUAGCGAUCUGCAACGCCAACUCGUCGAACUGAAGCAAGAUCGACAACGCGAGCAGGAGAGGUUGAACGCUUCGAUUGUGGGAUUGACAUCGAGGUUGGCGAUGGAGACCAAGGCUUCGACGGAGGCGAGGCAAAAAUUUGUUGCGCUUGAGGGGGAGAUGAGAGCGGCGAAAGAGCAUGCCGUGGUGAUGCAGAAUCAGAAGCGGGAGGUCGAGGCAGGAGUCAAGGCAAAGGAGAGCGAGCUGGCUCGUAUCUCGUCGGGUGAGUGUGGUCAGCUUGUGGGGUUGAUCCAGAUAUCAUUUUGCUGACGCAUUGUUCUUCUUUCUGCAGAGCACGCUUACAUCGUCAAGAAGAGCGAAGCGGCGAUGACUCAAGUCCGAGAUCUCGAGCUGCGCGUCUCGAGCUUGACGAAGGACCUCGCUGAGCAGACCCGCGCUCUCGAGAGUUCCCGUUCCGCCGAGUCAAGAGCUGCCACCGACGUCGUGACGCUCAAAAAAUUGCUCGACGACAAGUCCUCGGAUCAUCAACGCACGGCCGAGCUGAACCAGAUCAAGGAAGCCGAAGUACAAGAUCUGCGCUUGCAAGUCUCCAAGACGACGAACGAACUGCGCUCUCUUCAACGCGAGUCCGCUAGUGAUUUGGCCCGGCUACGGAAGGACACUGAUGCAGCACGCAAAGAGGCGUCGGAUCUUCGUUCGCACAAGACGGAUUUGGAAAGAGAGGCACGAGCGAGUGCAAGUCGCGUUGCCGAACUCGAGGCUCGGACGGCCGAUCUCGAACGCGCGCAACAGGCUCAUGACCUCGAGAUCGAGUUGAUGCGUACCAAGGCUGCCGAGUCGAUGCUCAAGGAGCGGGAGAAGUGGGAGCGGGACCUCGCUUCGGCCCAGAGUCGAUGCACCGAAGCCGAGGAAGCGAGCGUCACCGCUCAACGCGAAACGGGAUCGGCGCGCCGGGAGGUUGCUCAGCUUCAGCAAGCGCUCGAGGCGAUGCGCAAGGAUCAAGAGACGCAGACCUCUCUUCGACGGAAGCUCGAGGACCAGAUCGAGCAACAACACGUCGUCCUCGCCGACUUGGACAAGAUCAACGGUGACCUGCGCAGCGAACUCGCCGCGACGCAUGCUCGUCUCGUCGUCGCCGAGGACAAGGCCGGUCGAACCGUCGUCGAACACAUCCGAGUGCUCGAAGAGGCGCAACGCUUGCAGAACCUCGAUAUGGAUCGCAUGCGAGCCGAUCGCGAGAAACGGGAUGCGUAUGUGCGUACGCUGGAACGCGCGAGGGCCACGUUGACGCAGACUGUGGAGGAUAUGCAACAUGAGCGAGAGACGGAACGACGACAGGCGUGGGCCAACAAACCGGUGCGCGACACGUCAGCCGAUCGCCUCAAGGACGAGUACGAGAGUGAGAAGAAGUUGCGCGAAUUAGCUGAGUUGAACGUCGUGAGUUUUUUUUGAGAGUUCAUGUUGCUUCGUUUCCUUCUAUGACGCUGACCGCUCGACCCGCCCGUUAUUGCAGACACGCCUGCGGAACGAGAUCUCACAACAGCAAACGCUCCUGACGACGACGCUGAGGGAGAACGCCGAGCUGCAGCGGCAAAAAACAAAGAUGGAACGCGAAAUGACCAUCAUCUCCGCCUCGGAUCAUAGCGAGAAGCUCGUCUACCCCUCCGCACGCAACGAUCGACCGAGAAGCAUGCAAGAAUCUCGUCUCGCGAACGUAAUCCCUUCGAGCGGGACGACGCCGACGCUCUCGGCUUACCAACGAGGUAUGGGGAGCGCUAAUCUCAGCUCGAGUCCUACAACCGUCGGUAUCGAUUCUCUGUACAAGCCUUCAUCGCUGUCGCAUUCGACGACGGUACCGACGCUACGAUCGAGCGCUUCCUCCGCGGGCUGGAACGGUAGUGCUUCGACGAGGAGGAGGAACUACGAGUGA
This is a messenger RNA of Microbotryum saponariae, 5952 nucleotides long. Lineage: Eukaryota; Fungi; Basidiomycota; Microbotryomycetes; Microbotryales; Microbotryaceae. The record is from the annotation of a GenBank genome assembly.